AUGACGGAAAUACGCAGCGAGAGUGGUCUGGCGGAGGAGCGGCCGAGCCGGAAGUGGCGUCGGCAGCGGAAGCGCCGGCUGUGCACCUGCUCACAGCCAGGGCCCAGUGCCCAGGGGCCACCGCAGACACACAGCUACGCGCGCCUUCCCGCUGCGCCCAGAUGCCCACCACCAGAAAAGGAAAAGAAGAACACAGACCAAGAAAAAGAAGAUGAAGACAUUAAAGCCAAAGAAAACAAUAUAUUUAUGAUAGCAGAAGGUGGAGGUAUUGGAGGAGGAGAAGAAGAAGAAAAAGAAGAGGAUGAUGCCAAUGGAGAACAAGAAGAUGAAAAUGAAGAUGAUGAUGGUCGUGUAGGAAAAAAGAGUAGUUACAAUGAGAAAGAUGAUGUUCAUGUUUCGAAGAUCCGGGAGCUGGGCCGGCUGCGCGCAGCUUGUGUUCUGGCGGCGGCGGCGGGGCGGCCAGGGGUGGGGGCGACGUCUCAUUCCCCCUCCCUGCGCUCCGGUGGGGCUCUGGAAACAACUCACUCCAUGCCAAAUGCGUCUCGCGCCGCGCUGCCGCUUCGGACAACGCACACACUAGCGACCGCGCUCUGUGCGACGCACUGCUGUACACCUGAGGUUAGUAGCAGACACGGCACGACGUGA
Schistocerca gregaria is the source of this 645-nucleotide messenger RNA. RefSeq lists its product as uncharacterized. The record is from RefSeq and is a predicted model, not a curated record. Bases 1 to 645 code for a protein of 214 amino acids. Lineage: Eukaryota; Metazoa; Arthropoda; Insecta; Orthoptera; Acrididae. The transcript has 3 exons.